This is a messenger RNA of Rotaria sp. Silwood2, 384 nucleotides long. The record is from the annotation of a GenBank genome assembly. Lineage: Eukaryota; Metazoa; Rotifera; Eurotatoria; Philodinida; Philodinidae.
AUGCUUAUAAAAAUCGAUCGUAAUGUCUUAUCAUUAAUAGAAUGUGAUAAUGGAAAAUACUAUGGUAUGCCCAUAUAUAAAUGUAUUUAUGUUCUUGUUUAUCAUUCGGAUAAUAAAGAAUUAUCAUCUGUUACAACUUUCGAAGAUUUACUAGAAAUAGCAUCAAAACGACAAUUUAUAAUGAGAAAACCAGGUCGAGCAUUAAAACUAUUAAAUUAUUUAACAUUACAAGGUCAAAAGAGUACAUUGAGAAAUAUAACAGAAGAAAAUUUAAAUAUGAAUAUAAUUAAUCGGUUAAGUCAUUUUUAUAAAUAUUCAAAAGUUUUACUUAAUCCAACUGAUUGUUAUUCAUUUUUAAAAUUUAUCAUUUUAUAUUGGUUUUAA